GGCCCCGCCCCGUCCCCGCCCGCUGAGGUCUGCGCGCGAAUGCCGUGGCGCGAAUUUGGGACCGCCGCGAUUCGCCCAGCAGAUCCGAGCGUGUCGCCCGGGCAGCGGCCCGCGAGAGCGACGCGAGGAACAGCUGACGGGAGAAGAACAGAACUAGACAGGAGGGGAGAAUUUUGAUGCCAACAUGCAGCGAAGUAUCAUGUCAUUUUUCCAACCCCAAAAAGAGGGUAAAGCGAACAAGCCUGAGAAGGAGACAUCCGACAGCAGCAGAGAGACAGAGCCUCCUCCAAAGGCAGCACUGAAGGAGCGGAAUGGAGUGGUGGCCGAGAGUGACUCUCCAGUGAAGAGGCCAGGGAGGAAGACAGCCCGGGUCCUGGGUAGUGAAGAGGAGGAAGAGGAUGAAGCCCUCACUUUCCCUAAAUGCCAGAAGCCUGUCCCGGACUGCCCACAAGCCUCCCCGCCCAGUCCCGCCACAUCUCCUGAGAACAGCCCUGCCCUCUCUGACAGCCCUCCCAUGGACGUCUCCCCAUCCGGGAUCCCAAAGCGCCGCACAGCUCGGAAGCAGCUCCCGAAACUGACACUUCAGGAUGCCCAGGAAGAGCAGAGUGAGGAUACAAACAGAGAAGCCAAGAGGAGGAAGAAGGAGGAAGAAGCAGAGAUCCCAAGAGAAAGCCUCAUGGAGACUAAAGUGGCAACAAAGAAGGAAGCAGAAGGUGGGGACCAGCCCACAACGCCCCUCAAGCCCUUAAGGACUUCCAAGGCAGAGACCCUGAAGGAAAGCGUUUCAGAGCCCAUGGUGGCCGUGAAGCAGGAACCCCAGGAGGAGGACCCCACAAAGGCUCCCCCUAGAGCACCCAAGAUGCUCAGCAACUUCUUCACUCCCCGGAAGCCAUCAAUCAAAAAAGAAGUGAAGGAGGAGGGCGAAGGUAACCCAGGAGAGGAGAGGACAGAAGGACGCCUGGACCCAUCCACCUACAAUCCUGCCAAGAACAACUACCAUCCUGUCAAAGAUGCCUGCUGGAAACCGGGCCAGAAGGUUCCUUUCCUGGCCGUGGCCCGGACAUUUGAGAAGAUCGAAGAGGUUUCUGCUCGGCUCCGGAUGGUGGAGACACUGAGCAACUUGCUGCGUUCCGUGGUGGCCCUGUCACCCCCGGACCUCCUCCCUGUCCUUUACCUCAGCCUCAACCGCCUUGGGCCGCCCCAGCAGGGCCUGGAGCUUGGCGUGGGUGACGGCGUCCUGCUCAAGGCAUUGGCCCAGGCCACAGGUCGGCAGCUGGAGUCCGUCCGUGCUGAGGUGGCCGAGAAGGGCGACAUAGGGCUGGUGGCCGAGAAUAGCCGCAGCACCCAGAGGCUCAUGCUGCCGCCGCCUCCACUCACCACCUCUGGGCUCUUCACCAAGUUUUGUGACAUUGCCAGGCUCACCGGCAGUGCUUCCAUGGCCAAGAAGAUAGACAUCAUCAAAGGUCUGUUUGUUGCCUGCCGCCACUCAGAAGCCCGAUUCAUUACCAGGUCCCUAAGUGGACGGCUGCGCCUUGGACUGGCGGAGCAGUCAGUGUUGGCUGCCCUCUCCCAGGCUGUGAGCCUCACGCCCCCAGGACAAGAAUUCCCCCCAGCCGUGGUGGAUGCUGGGAAGGGCAAGACAGCAGAGGCCAGAAAGAGCUGGCUAGAGGAGCAAGGCAUGAUUCUGAAGCAGACGUUCUGUGAGGUGCCCGACCUGAACCGAAUUAUCCCCGUACUACUGGAGCAUGGCUUGGAACACCUCCCGGAGCACUGCAGGCUGAGCCCAGGGAUCCCCCUGAAACCAAUGUUGGCCCAUCCCACCCGUGAGGUCAGCGAGGUCCUGAAACGCUUCGACGAGGCAGCUUUCACCUGCGAAUACAAAUACGAUGGGCAGAGGGCACAGAUCCAUGUUCUGGAAGGCGGGGAGGUGAAGAUCUUCAGCAGGAAUCAGGAAGACAAUACUGGGAAGUACCCAGACAUCAUCAGCCGCAUCCCCAAGAUUAAACUCCCAUCAGUCACAUCCUUCAUCCUGGACACCGAAGCCGUGGCCUGGAACCGAGAAAAGAAGCAGAUCCAGCCGUUCCAAGUGCUGACCACCCGCAAACGCAAGGAGGUGGAUGCGUCGGAGAUCCAGGUGCAGGUGUGUUUGUACGCCUUCGACCUCAUCUACCUCAAUGGAGAGUCCCUGGUACGUGAGCCCCUCUCCCGACGCCGGCAGCUGCUCCGGGAGAACUUUGUGGAGACAGAGGGCGAGUUUGUCUUCGCCACCUCCCUGGACACCAAGGACAUCGAGCAGAUUGCCGAGUUCCUGGAGCAGUCAGUGAAAGACUCCUGCGAGGGGCUGAUGGUGAAGACCCUGGAUGUCAAUGCCACCUAUGAGAUCGCCAAGAGAUCGCACAACUGGCUCAAGCUGAAGAAAGACUACCUGGACGGCGUGGGCGAUACACUGGACCUUGUGGUGAUUGGCGCCUACCUGGGCCGGGGGAAGCGGGCCGGCCGGUAUGGAGGCUUCCUGCUGGCCUCCUAUGACGAGGACAGCGAGGAGCUGCAGGCCAUAUGCAAGCUUGGAACCGGCUUCAGUGACGAGGAACUAGAGGAGCAUCACCAGAGCCUGAAGGCCCUGGUGCUGCCCACCCCACGCUCCUAUGUGCGAAUAGAUGGUGCCGUGACCCCCGACCACUGGCUGGAGCCCAGCACAGUGUGGGAGGUGAAGUGCGCUGACCUCUCCCUCUCCCCCAUCUAUCCUGCCGCCCGGGGCCUGGUGGACAGUGAGAAGGGGAUCUCCCUUCGCUUCCCCCGGUUUAUUCAAGUCCGUGAAGACAAGCAGCCGGAGCAGGCCACCUCCAGUGCCGAGGUGGCCUAUUUGUACCAGAAGCAGAGUCAGAUUCAGAACCAAGAAAGCGACAACUCAGACUUUGACUUUGAAGAUAUUUACUAAGCAUCUGCCCUUAAGCAAAUCUGAUGUUGCAGUCUAUGAUCCUUGAGUCAGGAAUGUGUGUGUGUGAAGAUGUGGUUUACACUGGGGCCUGGGAUUCAUUCAGUCAUUUCUUUCAAUAAAUAAUUAUCAAACAC
Carlito syrichta (Philippine tarsier) is the source of this 3072-nucleotide messenger RNA. It is a transcript of the gene LIG1, whose product is annotated as DNA ligase 1. Gene Ontology annotation, cellular component: mitochondrion; nucleus. The coding region runs from base 185 to 2938 and encodes 917 amino acids. Gene Ontology annotation, molecular function: DNA binding; DNA ligase (ATP) activity; ATP binding. The record is from RefSeq and is a predicted model, not a curated record. The transcript is spliced from 29 exons. Gene Ontology annotation, biological process: lagging strand elongation; DNA biosynthetic process; DNA recombination. NCBI's taxonomy places the organism in Eukaryota, Metazoa, Chordata, Mammalia, Primates, Tarsiidae.